This is a messenger RNA of Scomber scombrus (Atlantic mackerel), 559 nucleotides long. RefSeq names its product zinc finger and BTB domain-containing protein 16-like. Gene Ontology annotation, molecular function: RNA polymerase II cis-regulatory region sequence-specific DNA binding; protein binding; DNA-binding transcription factor activity, RNA polymerase II-specific. The transcript has 3 exons. Lineage: Eukaryota; Metazoa; Chordata; Actinopteri; Scombriformes; Scombridae. Gene Ontology annotation, biological process: regulation of transcription by RNA polymerase II. The coding region runs from base 74 to 559 and encodes 161 amino acids. The record is from RefSeq and is a predicted model, not a curated record.
GUAGCUCAUCACUCUCCCGGGAGAAUAUUCACUAAACACUGGACUUUUGUUAAUAUUUUGACCAACUUCAGAAAUGAUCCGCAUCAACAACACCCAGUACUUCCACUUCCUGCAGCAGGCCGAUGCCUUACGUCGCUCAGGGUUGUUCUGUGAUGCCGUCAUCACGGUAAAGAGUCAAAUUUUCAGGGCUCACCGGCUCGUACUGGCAUGUGCAAGCAGAACACUGGCACAGCAGCUAGCCCAGGGAGAUGCAGACAGUCCAGUCCACUGCACUCUGGAGUAUUUCUUACCUCGCACCUUCCAGCAGGUCCUGGAUUUCACCUACACCCAGACUCUUGAGGUGUCUGAGGAUGACCUGCACCUGCUGCUGAAAGCUGCUCAGCUAUUGGAAAUGCAGCCACUGGAGGACCAGUGCCGGAAGCAGCUUAACACCCUUGACUGCAGAGAAGCGGCCAAAAGAAGAGAAAUUACAGAUGUGAAAAAAGAAAAAGAAAGUGCAGAGGAGACAGAUCAAAAGGAAAAGCCACAACAGUCCACCAUCCCCAAGAAAGAAGGCUAG